Molecule: messenger RNA, 3807 nt
Organism: Protobothrops mucrosquamatus (brown spotted pit viper)
Lineage: Eukaryota; Metazoa; Chordata; Lepidosauria; Squamata; Viperidae
Gene: PTPRK
Product: protein tyrosine phosphatase receptor type K
Exons: 19
Coding region: 100-2280 (726 amino acids)
Biological process (GO): protein dephosphorylation
Molecular function (GO): protein tyrosine phosphatase activity
Source: RefSeq, a predicted model, not a curated record
GAAGCAGCACCUUUCACAGUUGGUGACAAUAGAACUUAUCAAGGCUUUUGGAACCCACCUUUGGUGCCUCGGAAAGGGUAUAAUAUCUAUUUUCAAGCCAUGAGCAGUGUUGAAAAGGAGACCAAAACUCAGUGUGUUCGAAUAGCUACUAAAGCUGCAACAGAAGAACCAGAAGUUAUUCCAGACCCAGCCAAGCAGACUGACCGCGUAGUGAAAAUAGCAGGAAUAAGUGCUGGAAUCCUUGUCUUCAUUCUCAUCCUCCUCCUUGUCAUAUUAAUUGUCAAAAAAAGUAAACUGGCUAAGAAGCGCAAGGAUGCCAUGGGAAACACCAGACAAGAAAUGACCCAUAUGGUGAAUGCCAUGGAUCGGAGUUAUGCUGAUCAAAGCACCAUCCAUGCAGAGGAUCCUCUUUCAGUCACCUUUACGGAUUGUCAUAACUUCAACCCCAGAUAUGAAAACCACAGUGCAACAGCAGAGUCAAGUCGUCUAUUAGAUGUGCCUCGUUAUCUCUGCGAAGGAACAGAAUCCCCCUACCAAACUGGCCAACUGCAUCCUGCUAUCAGAGUAGCGGAUUUGCUGCAGCAUAUUAAUCUCAUGAAAACAUCUGACAGCUAUGGUUUCAAAGAAGAAUACGAGAGUUUCUUUGAAGGACAAUCAGCUUCUUGGGAUGUGGCCAAAAAGGAUCAAAACAGAACGAAGAAUAGAUAUGGGAACAUUAUAGCAUAUGAUCACUCCAGGGUGAUAUUACAAGCUGUGGAAGAUGAUCCCUCUUCAGACUACAUUAAUGCUAAUUAUAUUGAUGGAUACCAGAGACCAAGCCACUACAUUGCAACCCAGGGGCCGGUGCAUGAGACAGUCUAUGAUUUCUGGAGAAUGAUAUGGCAAGAACAAUCAGCCUGCAUUGUUAUGGUUACAAAUUUAGUUGAAGUGGGUCGGGUUAAGUGCUACAAGUAUUGGCCUGAUGACACGGAAGUUUAUGGGGACUUCAAAGUUGCUUGUGUGGAAGUGGAACCACUUGCAGAAUAUGUUGUCAGGACAUUCACCCUUGAAAGGAGAGGAUACAAUGAAAUCCGUGAAGUUAAACAGUUCCAUUUUACUGGCUGGCCUGAUCAUGGAGUACCUUACAAUGCAACAGGCCUACUUUCAUUUAUACGCCGUGUAAAACAAUCUAACCCCCCAAGUGCUGGGCCUAUUGUUGUGCAUUGCAGUGCUGGAGCUGGGCGAACUGGAUGCUAUAUUGUAAUUGACAUCAUGUUAGACAUGGCAGAAAGAGAAGGUGUUGUAGACAUCUACAACUGUGUCAAAGCCUUACGUUCACGCCGCAUCAAUAUGGUACAGACAGAGGAACAGUAUAUCUUUAUUCAUGAUGCCAUCCUGGAAGCCUGCUUAUGCGGAGAAACUGCCAUCCCAGUUUGUGAAUUUAAAGCUGCAUAUUUUGACAUGAUUCGAAUAGACUCUCAGACAAACUCUUCACAUCUUAAAGAUGAAUUCCAGACCCUGAAUUCUGUGACUCCUCGGCUACAAGCCGAAGACUGCAGCAUAGCAUGCUUGCCAAGAAAUCAUGACAAAAACCGCUUUAUGGAUAUGCUGCCACCUGACAGAUGUCUGCCUUUCUUAAUUACUAUUGACGGUGAGAGCAGCAAUUACAUCAAUGCUGCCCUUAUGGAUAGCUACAGACAACCUGCUGCAUUCAUUGUCACGCAGCAUCCUCUGCCGAACACUGUGAAAGAUUUCUGGAGAUUAGUCUACGAUUAUGGCUGUACCUCUCUCGUGAUGUUAAAUGAAGUUGAUUUAGCACAAGGUUGCCCACAAUAUUGGCCAGAAGAAGGAAUGCUGAGAUAUGGUCCUAUACAGGUUGAGUGCAUGUCCUGCUCCAUGGAGUGUGACGUAAUCAACAGAAUUUUCAGGAUAUGCAAUUUAACAAGGCCUCAGGAAGGUUACCUGAUGGUCCAGCAAUUCCAGUAUCUGAGUUGGGCACCUCAUAGGGAUGUGCCAGGUUCCAAGAGGUCAUUCUUAAACUUAAUUCUUCAAGUGGAAAAGUGGCAAGAAGAAUGUGAAGAAGGGGAAGGGAGAACCAUAAUUCAUUGUCUGAACGGCGGUGGACGAAGCGGGAUGUUUUGUGCCAUAGGCAUUGUAGUGGAAAUGGUUAAAAGGCAAAACGUCAUUGAUGUUUUCCACGCAGUAAAAACUUUACGGAACAGUAAGCCUAACAUGGUAGAAACACCGGAACAAUAUCGUUUCUGCUAUGAUGUCGCACUGGAGUACCUUGAAUCAUCUUAAUACGAAAGGAUAAAUACAAUCAAGUGAACCAAAUAAUAUGAAAUUUAAUAAACUGUGUUUUGGCAUCCUCUAUUGAACCUAUGAAGAAAUGUUUUAGUGAAGGGGAAACUUAAUUUUUAAAUGCAAAAGUAUUUUUCUUAAUAAAUGGUGUAUAUGGACUGUUGUUCUGUCCCUGUACACAAUCUGAAUAUAGUGCCACAAAAAUGAAUUAAGAGUCAAGGCAGAGCACAUCUGCUAUUCAAAGUAAAACUUUCCAGUGUUUGCAUAUUCUGCAGUCUCUCGGCUACAUUAGUCCUGUCAUCUGUUGCAUGUAUCUAUUCUAGUGAAUGUUUUAUUUCAGACUUGUUCUUAAUUUCAUACUGUUAAAAGUUUUUAAAAAUACUGUAUACAGAUAGAUAAUCUGUAGGUUUUAUGUGCUGCAAGACUAUAUAUAGAGAGAGAGAGAUACAGCCACACAUACCGCAAACAUUUAAAAAAUGGCAUAUUUUGUUUUACUGUGCAAUGACAGCCUGAUAAAAGUUCUUUAUAAAGAAAUUCAAAACAUAAACCAAAGACUCAAGUGUAAAUAUGUUUAUAUAGGAAAGAAAGCACAUUGUAUUUAUUGUUUACUGACAUUCCUUUUAUGAUGGUUGGACAGAACCAUUUUUUCUUAGAAACAUUGUUGCUGAAAUCAAGUGUAAAUGAUUUUUGUAGAUUAUUUUUUGUAUGUAUUGUGUAAGUAGAAGGAGAGAGAAUGAAAAGAUCUUUUAUGGAUAAACCAGAAAACAUUGAUAUACUUUUUUGGUUGGUGUGUGUACACGCUUAUGAAUGAAAUUCAUGUAAGCAAGAAAAAGAAACCAAACGUAAAACUUCUUUCCCAGACUAUAUAGGUUUUUUUUUUCAGUUUAUAGUAAUAAGAAAUCAAAUAGAAACUGCACAUAUAUAUAUAUAUAUAUAUCUUUGAGAGUUUCGUUAAUUUUUUUAAGGAGUAAGUGGGUUAAUAAUGAAUGCUUGACACACAGAGCAAGUACAAAAAUAAAUAAAAAUGCAAAUUAAUAACAUUUAUUUUAAUGUUUACAGUUGAGGCACAAGUUCUAGGCCACUACACCAUGCAUUGUUCCUUUCUGUAAUACUGGAGGAAUCUUCUGAUCCUCAGUUGUGACUUCCCGGCUGAGCGAAGAAAUCAGCUUUGGUCAAAGGCUUCAAAGAAGCUCCAGUUUUUCUCCCAGUGGUAGUCUAGAUUUGUGGAAAUGGUAGCUUUGUGUUCUGACAAAGCCAAAAUGGAUUGAAUCAAUUCAAGAGUUAGGUGAUAGCUUUGGUAUGUUUUUUACUUUGCUCUUCAUAUGCACAUUCAUAAGCCUGGACAUAUUUUCAUAAUGAAAAAACAUUUACUGUGUCCUGUUGAUUUUUUUUAUCAAGAGUAAAUGAUAAAGUGCUGAUAAAUAUUCAUGUAAAAUAAGAGUGAAUUAAAGAGGUUUUAUAAAAUAUUGAGUUCAUAUGUCCUAUUUUGAUUACACUUAUUCCUUUAUUAAAAGAAACACACAUAUC